GUCUUUGCACCAUCUGGCCAGCAGGUCUACUUCUUCUCUGUAGUGAGUCUCAUCGCCCUUGGUGAUGAGGCCCACCAGUGUUGUAUCAUCCGCAAACUUCACUAGAUGGUUAGUGCUGUGGGUCGUUGUGCAGUCGUGUGUCAGCAGCGUGAACAGCAGGGGGCUGAGAACACAACCUUGCGGAGCCCCCGUGCUCAGGGUCAGGGUGCUCGAGGUGUUGUUCCCUACCCGUACUGCUUGUGGUCUUUGCAUCAGGAAGUCCAGCAGCCAGUUGCAGAGGGAGGUAAGAUCCUGGUGUUCCCCGUGGACGGCAGCCACUGGGUGAACAUGGAGGUGCUGCUGAAGCAGCUGCACGCGCGCGGCCACCAGAUCACCGUCUUCCGGCCCACGCAGAGCUGGUUCAUCAAGGAGAUCGCGCCGCACUACACCUCCAUCUCCGUGCAGGUGCCCCGCCACGAGCAGGUGGGCCUCGACCUCUUCGAGAAGUCGGCCCAGCGCAUCCUGGAGGGCAGGCUGCAGGGGUCACUCAUGGGCUCCGUCACGCAGGUGAGGGAGUUGAUGUCAGUGCUUCAACUGGCUCACAAGGCCACCUGCACCGUGGCCUCCAUCAUCCUACAGGACCGCGAUCUGGUGAACCGGCUGAAGGCGGCCGAGUACGACCUGAUGCUGACCGACCCCGCAAUGCCGGCCGGGGUGUUGCUCGGCCACUACCUCCGCCUGCCCAUGGUCUACAACGUGCGCUGGAUGAGCUUCGGGGAGGGCCACUUCUCCAUCGCGCCGUCGCCCAUCUCGUACGUGCCCGUGCCCGGCUCGGGCCUGAGCGACCACAUGGGCCUGCUGCACCGCUCCAGGAACCUGUUCCACUACCUGCUCAACUCCAUCCAGGAGCGCUGGCUGGUGGUGCCCACCUACGAGGCGCUGAUCCAGAGGUACUUCCCACCGGGAACCGACCUGCUCAGCCUGCAGCUGAUGGCCGACGUGUGGCUGGUCAGGGCCGACUUUGUGUUCGAGUUCCCGCGGCCCACCAUGCCCAACCUGGUGUACAUGGGAGGGUUCCAGUGCCGGCCGGCCAAGCCCCUGCCUCACGACCUGGAGGACUUUGUACAGGGCUCGGGGCCCCACGGCGUCAUCCUGAUGUCGCUGGGUACGCUGAUCAGCGCGCUGCCCAUGGAGGUGACCGAGGUGCUGGCCUCGGCCUUCUCCCAGCUGCCCCAGCGCGUCAUCUGGCGCUACGACGGGCGGCGGCCGCGCACGCUGGGCAACAACACGCUGCUGGUCAAGUGGCUGCCGCAGAACGACCUGCUGGGGCACGCCAAGACGCGGGCCUUCGUGGCGCACGGCGGCACCAACGGCCUGUACGAGGCCAUCUACCACGGCGUGCCCGUGCUCGGCGUCCCCUUGCUCUUCGACCAGAUGGACAACCUGGUGCGGCUGGAGGCCCGCGGCGCCGCUAAAGUCCUCGACCUGGCCACGCUCACCACCGCAGGCUUCCUGGACGCUCUGGAGGACAUCCUGUACAACCCCACGUACCGCGACAACAUGCAGAGGCUGUCCAGCCUGCACCGGGACCGGCCCAUCCACCCGCUGGACAAGGCCGUGUUCUGGGUGGAGUACGUCAUGCGGAACAAAGGCGCGCCGCACCUGCGCACGGAGGCCAGUGGUCUGCCCUGGUGGUCCUACUACGCGCUGGACGUGCUCGGGGUGCUGCUGGCCGCGCCCCUGGUGCUCCUGGGCUGCCUGGCGCUGCUCGUCCGCACCCUGAGGAAGUUCCUCCCCGGACAGGACGACACCAAGUACUACAACUACAGGCGGAGGUACUCCAAGGAGAUAGUGCGGGCGAAACUGCAGUCGAUUCGCAGGGAAAGAGAACGCACAAAGUCAAGAAAGAAAGUACCUGUAGAGUGA
Messenger RNA from Engraulis encrasicolus (European anchovy), 1905 nucleotides. Its product is annotated as UDP-glucuronosyltransferase 2C1-like. The record is from RefSeq and is a predicted model, not a curated record. Bases 106 to 1905 code for a protein of 599 amino acids. NCBI's taxonomy places the organism in Eukaryota, Metazoa, Chordata, Actinopteri, Clupeiformes, Engraulidae. Gene Ontology annotation, molecular function: UDP-glycosyltransferase activity. The transcript has 6 exons.